Molecule: messenger RNA, 917 nt
Organism: Aegilops tauschii subsp. strangulata
Lineage: Eukaryota; Viridiplantae; Streptophyta; Magnoliopsida; Poales; Poaceae
Source: RefSeq, a predicted model, not a curated record
AUGCAGAUGGUACUGAUAAUCUCGCUGCCCCUCGUGGCGCUGGUGGUGAUCAUCGCCAUCAUCCUCUGCAUCGUCUGCCCAGAGUGUGAUCGCCGCGUCUGUCUUCCGUUUGCGCUCACCCCUGGUUGUCCGUCCAACCAGACGCGCGCACGUGGCGCACCGUCCACCGAACGCAGACGUCUCUCUGACAUCUGGGCCCGGGCGUGGCGCCGGAGUCCUCGGUCCACACUCGCGAGCCACACGUCACGCGUUUUUCCGCUGCUACUUUCUUCCUUUCUUCUCCACUCCACUCUUCUCUGCCUGAUUAGCGAUUAUUUCAGCCCACGCACGGGCACCAACACCACUUGCCCCAUCGCCAAGCUCCACUGCUCCGCUCCGCUCCUCCCCUCCGUCUCCCUCCCAAGCCCCUCGUCUCCGACAGAUCAAGGAGGCCAGGAGCAGCAACAAGAUCAGCAGCUCGAUUGGGCAGGCAAGCGGCGGAUGGAGUUCGUGCUGAUCAUAUCCCUGCCGCUCCUCAUCCUGAUCCUCAUCAUCGCGGUCGUCCUCUGCAUCGUCUGCCGCUAGCCCGCUAGCCACAUGCCGACGCCAAAGCACUCGUCUCUGCUCGGUCCGCUGUGACUGUGGUCGCACCAUAUGUUGUGUUAAUCAAUCCAAUAUUACAUCAUGACUCGACAUAGAAAAGUAAAGAAAAAAGCUCCUCUCCACCACCAUUUCUAUUUUUCUGUUCUGUCACUGUGGUGUGAUUAGCUGGCUAUAGCUUUAUUGGCUUUCCUGAUGGCAACAAAAGCAUCGAUCCCAUGUGUCGAUACGCAAUGCAUAUGAUAUAUGUGGCUGUAAAAAAAGAAGAACAAAUUCCGUUCCUGCUCUGAUUGAUUCGGGGAGGUUGAAUACCUAAAAGUGCCAUCUUCUUUUUACUA